UCGCGUGCCGAGAGGGAGACAGGGGACGGGCUGGCGUCCUUCGUGUCCGAGCAGUCGCUCCGAGGAAUAGCAGCAGUGUUUUUCUCUCCCUGGGGAACACCCUGGUGACAGCGCAGCGGGGGAACAGGCUACCUCACACACACACACACACACACACACACACACUCUCGCACCAGGACAGACCCAGUCCACAAGGGAGCCAGGAACCUGGUCAAGGCCUCGGGCUAAGGGCGGGGCUCCUGAGCCCAGCGGUCAUGGGGCGACCGGAGGAGGUUGUGCUGCGGUCAGGCGGUCACGGCGUGGUCCUGGCCCUCCUGCUUCUCCUCGCCAGCGUCUCAGGCCUCUUGCAAAUGCCAAGAGUCUUCCUCACCUUCAAAGAGCUGGAGGCAUCCCAGUCUUUUGAGCACUACAGCCUGUCGGAGCAGCCGCUGGACUACAGGAUCCUGCUGGUGGACGAGGACCAGGACCGCAUGUACGUGGGCUGCAGGGACCACCUUCUGUCCCUGAGCAUCAACAACAUCACCCACCGGCCGCUCAAGGUGCACUGGCCGGCGUCUGCCAGCAAGAUCGAGGAGUGCCUAAUGGCGGGAAAGGACGCGACGCACGGGUGCGGGAACUACAUCCGGGUCGCGCAGCCCUUCAACCGGACGCACCUGUUCGCCUGCGGCAGCGGCGCGUUCAGCCCCGUCUGCGCCUACGUUCACAGGGGUCGAAGGUCAGAGGAGCAGGUGUUCCACAUCGACUCUCGGAUCGAAUCGGGGAAGGGGAGAUGCUCUUUCAGUCCUCAAAUCAACACCGUCUCCGUCAUGCUGAACCAGGAGCUGUUCUCGGGGAUGUACAUCGACUUCAUGGGGACGGACGCCGCCAUUUUCCGCAGCCUGACGCGGAGGAACGCCGUGAGGACGGACCAGCACAACUCCAAGUGGCUGAGCGAGCCGGCGUUCAUCGACGCCAAGCUGAUCGCGGACGGCUCGGACCCCGACGACGCCAAGCUCUACUUCUUCUUCCGGGAGAGGCUGACGGACGGCUGCGGCAACGUCAAGCACAUCCACAGCAUGGUGGCGCGCGUGUGCCCGAAUGACGUCGGGGGCCAGCGCAGUCUGGUGAAUAAGUGGUCCACCUUCCUGAAGGCCAGGAUGGUGUGUGUGGUGCAGGAGCCCGACGGGACGGAGACGCACUUCGACGAGCUCGAAAGCGUGUUUUUACUGGAACAGGAGCACCCCAAGAAGAUCCUGCUGUUCGCCGUCUUCACCUCCACGAGCUCGGUGUUCAAGGGCUCGGCGGUUUGCGUGUACAACAUGGCCGACGUCCUGACCGUCUUCAACGGGCCCUUCGCCCAGAGAGACAACUUCCAGUGGACGGCCUAUCAGGGGCGGAUCCCCUUCCCCCGGCCGGGCACGUGUCCCGGCGGAGCCUUCACCCCAAACAUGCACACCACCAAAGAGUUCCCCGACGACGUGGUGACCUUCGUCAGGCACCACCCCAUGAUGUUCAAUCCCAUCUACCCCGUGAGCAGGAGGCCGCUGGUCGUGCGCACGAACGCCAACUACAAGUACACCGCCAUCGCCGUGGACCUGGUAACCGCUACCGACGGCCGCUACCAGGUCUUGUUCCUGGGGACAGACAAAGGAACCGUUCAGAAGUUGGUGGUUCUCCCCACAAACCACUCCUUGGGUCACGACCUGAUUCUGGAGGAGCUGGAGGUGUUUAAGAAUGGGGCCCCUGUGACGAAUUUAAGAAUCUCCCCAAAAAAGCAACAGCUGUACGUGAGCUCGCAGCACGGAGUUUCCCAGGUGUCUUUGCACCGUUGCCAUGCCUACGGCUCGGCCUGCGCCGACUGCUGCCUGGCCAGGGACCCGUACUGCGCCUGGGACGGCCUCAGCUGCUCGCGCUUCUACCCCACUGGCAAGAGGAGAAGCAGAAGGCAGGACAUUAUUCAUGGGAACCCACUGACACAGUGCAGAGGAUUCAACCUUAAAGCCUACAGGAACGCCGAGGAGACGGUCCAGUUCGGGGUGAAGAACAGCACCACGUUUCUGGAGUGCCUCCACAAGUCCCCCCAGGCCUCGGUCCGAUGGCUCGUCCAGAGGGACAGCGACAGAAGAAAAGAGGUGAAGCCGAGCGAGCGGCUGGUCCCCUCGAGCGGCGGGCUGCUGAUCCGCGCGGCCCAGCCGUCGGACGAGGGCCUGUACUACUGCCAGACCACGGAGAACGGGUUCCGGCGCACGGCGGCGCGGGUGCGCCUGCGCGUGCUGGGCGAUGCGGCGGCGGCGGCGGCGCUGGCGGACAAGCGGCGGUCGGCGUGGGCGCUGGCCGGGGCGCUCCACCCCAAGGCGCUGCUCCCGGCCUUCGGCGGCGGCGCCGACGCCCUCGCCCUGCAGCAGUACUGCAAGGAGCAGCGGCAGGCCGACAGGCCCCGCCCCCCGGCCCCGGCCCCGCCCCGCGGCGACCUGGCCAAGCUCAAGCCCUUCCUGGACCGGGGCAAGAGCCGAAACCGGAGGAACCACCACCCUCCCGGGGGAUAGGA
Anguilla anguilla (European eel) is the source of this 2527-nucleotide messenger RNA. RefSeq names its product semaphorin-3C-like. Gene Ontology annotation, biological process: negative regulation of axon extension involved in axon guidance; semaphorin-plexin signaling pathway; neural crest cell migration. The record is from RefSeq and is a predicted model, not a curated record. Gene Ontology annotation, molecular function: chemorepellent activity; semaphorin receptor binding. Bases 255 to 2525 code for a protein of 756 amino acids. Lineage: Eukaryota; Metazoa; Chordata; Actinopteri; Anguilliformes; Anguillidae. The transcript has 19 exons.